Scheffersomyces stipitis CBS 6054 is the source of this 2133-nucleotide messenger RNA. RefSeq names its product Stb5p (gene STB5). Bases 1 to 2133 code for a protein of 710 amino acids. The transcript has a single exon. Gene Ontology annotation, molecular function: DNA-binding transcription factor activity, RNA polymerase II-specific; sequence-specific DNA binding; zinc ion binding. The record is from RefSeq and is a predicted model, not a curated record. Lineage: Eukaryota; Fungi; Ascomycota; Pichiomycetes; Serinales; Debaryomycetaceae. Gene Ontology annotation, biological process: DNA-templated transcription; positive regulation of transcription by RNA polymerase II.
AUGCGUUCUCGAGCUCCUGAAGUCAAUGAAGCUGACUCCAACAUCCAUGAGCCAAAGUCCGGUGAUCUGGUUUCAAAGUCCAGCCAGAUUUCGAACUCCAUAUUAAAUUCUCCAUCGAAAUCACAAAUAUCUCACAUACCGACACAGCCCGAGCUGGAGUCCAUCAUGGAUCAACCUACGUCCAAGAAAGAGUACAGAAAAAUGUUAAUGUUCGAUGAUAGCAAUAGCAAAAACAGCGAAAAUAGCAAUAAAAAUGUUGCACAGAAUCCAAGAUCAAAUUUCAACUCCAACUCUUCGACAAGUACUAAACCUGAACCUCCCCUGUCUACGCCUAGUAUUGGCCCGUCUCAUAUGUUUUCUCGUUUCCGAAUGAAGACACCGGCGAAACAUAACCCUCCUCCUAAAAUUUUUCCAUCCUCGUCAACAUUCAAAGUGGAAAAAGUCACUAGUUGCAUUCGUUGUAGGAGAUUGAAGAAGAAAUGUGAUAAAAAAUUACCCGAAUGUAUCAAUUGUGAGAAAGUGGGUGAACCCUGUAAAUAUGUACCGAGGAAGCUGAGAAAGAGAGACUAUGAUGAAGUUGAAGUAAAGUCACCUAUUUCAUCUGACAACGAUAACUUAUCUAUGACUGAAAAACCACAAAAGUCUCGAAAAUUAUCUUCUAGUUCUAGAAGCCCUAUAAGUAGUCCAAUAGUCAUUCCAUCCAUUCCAUCCAUUAUCCCAAAACAGACUAUUUCUAAUUCUAAGUCCUGGAUGGCAGUGGUAGCCCCUCCUAUGCCUAUCAAUCUCUUCGAUUCUAAGCAACCACUGUAUGAGCUAAAUGUAUCUAAUUCUUUACCAAAGGAUAUCUCUCUACCAUCCAACCUUCAACCGAAUUUUCUAUCCAAUUGCGUUACGAAAUAUUUCUCAAUGUACCACAGCAUGUAUCCGUUGAUAUCGAAAUCAUUGUUUCUAAGCAAAAGUAAAUCUGUUCUCACCGAAAAAGGUAUCGAGUCCGAUAUACUCAGUCCAGAAGACCAAUUUGACCUUUACAUGAUAUUGGGCAUUGGUUGCAAAACAAUUGAAAUUUCUUCCAAUAUUCCAUCUGAUAAUCAAAUCUCAGGCAUUUUGGUUUCUCGUGCUUUGAAGCUGGCCCCAUCCAAUUUCGCCAGCAAUGAUCUAAACACGAUUCGCAGUUUAUUGUUGGCAGGCCUUUAUUCGUUAUUGGAAAAUUCCGUAUGGCCCUCUUGGGAGAUAACUGGCCGGUUGAUACGUCUUGCUUUUUAUCUAGGUCUCCAUACCAAAAGAUUUCGAAAACUGACAAUGGAGCAGCGAGAAACGAGAAAUCGCUUAUUCUGGAGUAUCUACAAUUUGGACCGAACGGUAUCGGUCUCACUUGGGAAACCUUUAGGAAUUAAUGAUGAUGAUAUAUUGGUUCCGUUUCCAUCUGAAUUAAAUUCAGAACCAGAAGAUAUCGCUUGCACAAACUUGGCCAUUCGUAUGAGAAAACUCGAAGGCAUAAUCUACAGCAAGAUUCAAUCGAAAUCAGUUGAACACAGAUAUAAACUGGAUGAAAAGGAAAAAAUUCUACAGUCACUUGUUGAUGAUCUAACUGGAUGGCAUCAACUUGCAUCUGCAAUUGGAAAGCACCCAACAGCCUCUGGUUAUCAUUGGCACGAUGCUAUGUAUCAUAUCUACUUGACGAUAAUAUUCCAACCUUCUUACCUAAAUCCUUAUCCUACCAACGAGAACUGGAAAACGGUUACAGAAUCUUGUUUGCAUGCCAUAAAGGGCAUGUAUGCUCUUGCACGCAGCGAAAUGCUCCAAUUGAUUUGGACCACAUUAUAUCGAUUUUUGAACGUCUGCUAUACGACUCUAUAUUGCUUACAGAAGUUGAGACUCAAGCUCUCCGAUAUCCAAGUGGAAAUUGGCUACUGUAUCGAGAUCUUGCGAUUGUUUGCAUCCAAUUGGGAGGUUUCCCGAAAAUGUGCAGAUAUCUUUAUUCAAUUGCAAGACACUGUGACGACACCAGACGAUACCGGUGGACCCAUUCGAGACCAAAUGAUCAAAACGUUUGCUGAGCUCAACAAAAAGUUUCAGAAUGCGGUGCUGGACAUCGGUUUAGACUAUCCCAUUUACAAUGAGUUCUACUUGUAG